Messenger RNA from Colletotrichum truncatum, 1800 nucleotides. RefSeq lists its product as uncharacterized. The record is from RefSeq and is a predicted model, not a curated record. Lineage: Eukaryota; Fungi; Ascomycota; Sordariomycetes; Glomerellales; Glomerellaceae.
AUGAAUGUCAAUACCACAAUGAAGUCUGUUUGCGUACCCCCACGUUGUGGAGUUUGCCGUUUUGAGAUCCAACACGGCGACAGCAUCGUUGCAGUGCGGCCGCUCGACUCCGAACGAUCUCAGCCUUACAAGCAUAGUAUUGUGGGCUUUACCGACAGCGACCCGGACAUGGAGUUUUUCGAGUGCUGUGGCAGAUGCCAUCAUGAUGAGCAAAGAGUUGGCUAUCAUGUUGAAUGUAUUAGUGGCAUAUCCAACGCAACACUAUCAAAAAUUCUCGAGACAACUGCAUCUGCAUACGACCCCCCCGUAAUUGCCCAACAAAGACGCAUUCGAUGGUUUCAGUCCCGUUUAGCUACAAUCCUCAAAACAGCAACCCGCCAUAUUCUCCAUUUACCGGAGGAAGUUCGUAACAUCAUCGCCAAAUGGGCCUUGGACUCUCGCAUUACCCGUCAUCGUUUGGCCACCGAUUAUGCUAUCAAAAGAUGCACGGGGGAAAUGGGCGUCGUGUCGUCCGGGUUGUCCGUCAAGAUUUGCGAGAAGAUUUAUGCAAGAUAUGUCGAUUUCGAGGGUGUCCAAUACAUUGCCUACUUGACGAAUACAGCCAGCGACGAGAGAGACAUCAUCCUGUUCGAUCCAAGUUCACCAACAUCCAUCGACAGCUUGUAUAUUUCAAGUGAUCAUCUAGGCGUCCGACAGCUGUUGUUUGCCUGUUCCUCAGAACAGUGCACCAUCGAACAAGCAGUAGGUAUUUGGUGGAGAACAGUGAAACUGGAAAGCCUCGGUGGUCUUAUCCGGUCUCGUAGUGAUGGAUUGAAACUGCGCGAUCUCCAUGGUGCAAAUACUGUGUUGUCCGAUGUCUUUUGGGAUCUUCCACAGUUUCCACCCAGGCAUAUUCGGUUUGAAAGCCUAUGCAAUGCAGAACCAGGCGAUCACAUGUCGACAGUAUCUUGUAACGAUCCACAGAACACGGCCUAUUCUCUCUGCUGGAAUCGAAAAAUUGUGAUGCUACAUUCACACCGAGCCGAGGAGAAUCUCGACUUUUAUCAAUACAUGCGAACCACGGACGAAACUGCCUUGUGGUUGUACAUGCCAAUGCAUGCGGAUGAGAUACUGACUGAAAUUUGGAGAUUCAAUGGUCCAUUCAAAAGUGCUAUUGCUCUACUAUUGGUGACGAAUCAGGGACGCUCGAUCUUUCUAGGGGUGCAGCCUCGCACAAACUGGAGCCGUUCCGACUACACUCUUCUUGACCUACCUAGCAAAAGCUCGAGCCGUAUUUACGCUGAGACGACAACAUUUGGUGUACGAAGUUUAGGCUUCGAGACGCCCCGACCUAAUCCCCAAGAUCGAAUACCCAGAGUUGAUUGGCCAAUCUCGUCAUAUCCGAUAUUUCGCCCUCAUGAGAACUUUGCCUGGAACAGAGCCAAACUCAGUGACGUAGUUCAGUUUGUCCCAUGCUACGGCAAUAUCCACCGAAAAACUAUCAUCAUUGGACUCUUGCUCCAUUAUACCGACGGCAAAACAGCUUGUGUUGGUCAAAUCAGACUCGAUCGCUUAGGAGAUGCUUUAAGUAUUCAUUCUGUUCGGAAACUUUGGCUAGGUUUUUGGCUGACGGACGACGGACCUUGUGUAUCGCAUGCUGUCUUGGCCCCAGAACAGCCCACGCUGCUAGAUUGCGAGAGUUGGUUCGGGGUGGACUGGUGUGGCGACCUUGAAUGGUGGUUUUCUAACCGACAGUGUCAGCUAUUUUACCAAGGGCGGCUCAGUCCAAGAACAACCAUGUUCGGGAGGAGCAGAGUAUGA